Messenger RNA from Trichomonas vaginalis G3, 657 nucleotides. RefSeq lists its product as uncharacterized. Lineage: Eukaryota; Parabasalia; Trichomonadida; Trichomonadidae. The transcript has a single exon. The coding region runs from base 1 to 657 and encodes 218 amino acids. The record is from RefSeq and is a predicted model, not a curated record.
AUGCAAUAUCCAGAUAUAAUUUUAAAUUUUGAUAGUUCUGUUGUAUUAGGCGCAAUUACUGAUUCAAUGAAGCAAGAAACCGUUUCUGAAUCAUUAAUAGCCGUAAAUCUCCUUUCUCUUAUUAUUCACAGCGAUAUCGAGUUUGAUUUCGAUUUUGCUCCAUUAAUUGAUCUUGCGGAGUUAAAAGACACAAAACUAGAAUCAGCAGCUUUAUUUUGUUUAUCAGAACUCGUUCUAAAGAAUUCUGAAAUUUUGAAUCAAUGUUUAGAGAGAAACAUCAUUCAAAUUGCAGAAUCUAAAGCAAAUUCUCCAUCCAUAGUCCAAAAAGAGGCAAUUCGACUAUUGGCAGCUUUCAUUUGUGGAAUGACACGAUCUCAAAUGGAAAAUUAUAUUUCUCCUGUUUCUAUGAAGUUGUUAUUGCAAGGUCUUGAUUACGAUGAUUCAGAACUAUUAAAAUCAGUAAUACAAGCAAUGGAUUGCAUUUUUAGACCAAAAUGUGGCGAUUUUUUCAAUUUAUUUUAUUCUUUAUUUUUAGAAUGUGAUGGCUGGACAUCAAUUAAUAGUAUGAUGUGCAAUUAUGAUGAUCACUCCAUUCAAUUCUUAUCAACUGCUUUUUAUCAUAAUUAUUCUGAUAUUGAGUCUCUCAAUGAAGAAUGA